GGGAGAAAUAAGCUGACCAAAGAAUUUUCCUCUUCUUUUUCUUUAUUUCUCUUCUCAGCUCACUGACCCAACUGCAGCUGCAAACGCAACAAGUACUAUUGCACAAUGUUUGGGCCUCUCCUGCUUGCCUGUCUGUUUCUACAUCUGGUUGUCUCUGUACCUCCACCGCCCUGCCGUCGAUGCUGUGAGCACCUCCCAGCACCAGAGGACGCUGCGACCCUCAGAGAACGCAUGCCUGCGAUGCCCGAGGUCCGCACAUACAUCAACAUGACCAUUCUCAAAGGUGACAAAGGUGACCGUGGAGAAAGAGGGACACCUGGGAAGUCUGGGAUUGAGGGUUCACCAGGACCACGGGGGUCUGGAGGCCCCAAAGGAGAUAAGGGACAAGCCGGAGCUCCAGGAGACGCCUGCAAGUCCCAGCAUUCUGCUUUCUCAGUGGGCCGACGGAAGUCCCUUCACAGCAUUGACAACUACCAGGCCCUGAUCUUUGACACUAUCUUUGUGAACUCCCCCGAACACUUUGACAUGUUUGCCGGGAAAUACCGUUGCCAAAUCCCAGGAAUCUACUUCUUCAAUGUGAACAUCCACACGUGGAACUUCAAGGAGACGUACCUGCACAUCAUGCAGAAUAACAGCGAGAAGGCCAUCGUCUACGCUCAGCCCAGCGACCGCUCCAUCAUGCAGAGCCAGAGCCUCAUGCUACCUCUGCAGGCAGGCGACAAUGUCUGGGUGCGUCUCUACAAACGUGAGCGCGAGAACGCCAUCUACAGCGAUGAUGUGGACAUUUACAUCACCUUUAACGGAUACCUCGUCAAACCAGAAACAGAGUGAGACCAGUAAUGGAGACGGGACAUGAAGUUUGAAAAUGUGUCAAAAUGCUUGAUUAGUGGAGCAGCUUUAACAAAACUGAAAAGCAUCCAAACAUUUCAUAUUAGAUUUCUGCAGUCCAAAAAAAAAAAAUCCUAAUGCAGAAUCCUAAUCCUAACGCAAAAAAAAGUUUCCCAGCAAAUGCCUUCUAUAGACUGCGAUUUGUUGUGUGAUAUUCAUGAUGAAACCUAUUGAAUUGUAGGCUGUGACUCAAGUUAAGUUAAAAGUCAAGAUAAAUCUUGCGUUUGAGACAAAACCCAUUCAAACACUUUCAAUAUACAUUGAAAACUUGCGAUACACAUUGAAACUUGCGCAUACAUGUGAAUCACUUGAGCAUACAUGUGAGACACUCAUGCUUACAUGUUAGACACUUAUGCUUACAUGUGAGACACUUGCGCUUACAUGUGAGACACUUGCGCAUACAUGUGAAUAAUUUGCGCAUACAUGUGAGACACUUGCGCUUACAUUUGAGACACUUGCGCAUACAUGUGAGACACUUGCGCUUACAUUUGAGACACUUGCGCAUACAUGUGAGACACUUGCGCUUAGAUGUGAGACACUUGCGCUUACAUGUGAGACGCUUGUGCUUACAUGUGAGACACUUGCGCAUACAUGUGAGACGCUUGCACUUACAUGUGAGACACUUGCGCUUACAUGUUAGAAACUUGCGCAUACAUGUGAAUAACUUGUGCAUACAUGUGAAUAACUUGCGCAUACAGGUGAGACACUUGCGCAUACAUGUGAGACACCUGCGCUUACAUGUGAGACACUUGCGCUUACAUGUGAGACACUUACACAUACAUGUGAAUAACUUGCGCAAACAUGUGAAUAACUUGCGCAUACAGGUAAGACACUUGCGCAUACAUGUGAGACACUUGCGCAUACAUGUGAGACACUUGCGCAUACAUGUGAGACACUUGUGCAUACAUGUGAAUCACUUGCGCAUACAUGUGAGACACCUGCGCUUACAUGUGAGACACUUGCGCUUACAUGUGAGACACUUACACAUACAUGUAAAUAACUUGCGCAAACAUGUGAAUAACUUGCGCAUACAGGUAAGACACUUGCGCAUACAUGUGAGACACUUGCGCAUACAUAUGAGACACUUGUGCAUACAUGUGAAUCACUUGCGCAUACAUGUGAGACACUUGCGCUUACAUGUGAGACACUUGCGCAUACAUGUGAAUCACUUGUGCAUACAUGUGAAUCACUUGUGCAUACAUGUUAGACACUUGUACAUACAUGUGAAUCACUUGCGCUUACAUGUGAGACACUUGCGCAUACAUGUGAAUCACUUGCGCAUACAUGUGAAUCACUUGCACAUACAUGUGAAUAACUUGCGCAUACAGGUGAGACACUUGCGCAUACAGGUGAGACACCUGCGCUUACAUGUGAGACACUUGCGCUUACAUGUGAGACACUUGCGCAUACAGGUAAGACACUUGCGCAUACA
Molecule: messenger RNA, 2320 nt
Organism: Carassius auratus (goldfish)
Lineage: Eukaryota; Metazoa; Chordata; Actinopteri; Cypriniformes; Cyprinidae
Gene: c1qtnf6a
Product: C1q and TNF related 6a
Exons: 3
Coding region: 106-831 (241 amino acids)
Molecular function (GO): protein binding
Source: RefSeq, a predicted model, not a curated record